UUUUUUUUGUAGGUUCACAGUAUUUUUCUUGUUUUCCUGAAUUCUUUAUUUAACCAACUAGACCAUAUUCUUUGGCUACAGGUCAGAUUCCAGGCUGCCUUCCUCAAGAUGAGGAGACACAUAUCAGAGACCCUUCUCUAAGACAGCUCCUGUGUGCAGCAUCUUUCAUGGCUUAGACCUCCAUCUGUCAGAUUAUUAUUUUUUAAAUUGCUGUUAAAAUUAAGCAUUUUACCUAUUCUGUUGGGUGUCAAAGGAAAUUGCUCUUUGAUGAGGCAAGAACAUCUCUCUCCAAUAAUGUAGUAUUAAACAGAGCAAGUUGUUAAUUUGUGGAGUGGGGGAAAGGUUCUGCAAGUUGCCAUUGUAUAAAUCCAUUUUUACAAAUGUUUGCAGCAGAUUCCACAGAACAAAGAGCCCAUUCAUUGCCGAGAGCCCUGCAGAAUCUCUGAGCCAAGUGGCUGUGUGUUCCGAGCCGGAGCCUGACCUGUGGCCCGCCUUUAAUGUCUUCUGCACCCAGUCCUUUUAUGACGUGGGCUUCUUCUAAACAGGGAGAAGAGAAAAAAAUAGACCUAAAUGAAGAGAAACACCAACAAAGGAGGAGAGAGGAGGCCUGCAGAGUCACGUGGGGGCAGAGACCAAUUGGGCCUCUGGUGGCCCCCCCCAGGGCGGGGAGGAGGAGGAGGACGAACGGACAGGGCCAGCUUGCCGACCGCCCGCCGCCCGCAGUGGUGUGAAGGAGUUCCUGCGUGCCCACCGUCAACACUGCCUCACCUGGGCUUCCAGAGCCUCCCCCUGACCCUGGUGCCCACUGUCCACCCUCAUCCGGCUUGAGAACUCUUCUUCCGCUCCAUUGUCCAUGGAAUCUGAUGGAAACUACAGCACUCCAUCUGGAGGGCCGGGCUUUCCUUAUUACAUACGGAGAAACUGAGGCUCAGAUGAAUGAAGUGACUUGCUGGCAAGCCGACCGCAGACUCUGCUCCUCACUCUGCGGGGCGGACGCCGCGGGCAUGGACUAUUCGUACGACGAGGACCUGGAUGAGCUGUGCCCAGUGUGUGGGGACAAAGUGUCCGGAUACCACUACGGGCUGCUCACGUGCGAGAGCUGCAAGGGCUUCUUCAAGCGCACUGUGCAGAACAACAAGCACUACACGUGCACGGAGAGCCAGAGCUGCAAGAUCGACAAGACGCAGCGCAAGCGCUGUCCCUUCUGCCGCUUCCAGAAGUGCCUGACGGUGGGGAUGCGCCUGGAAGCCGUGCGCGCUGACCGUAUGCGGGGCGGCCGGAACAAGUUUGGGCCCAUGUACAAGCGGGACCGGGCCCUGAAGCAGCAGAAGAAGGCACAGAUUCGGGCCAAUGGCUUCAAGCUGGAGACAGGGCCCCCAAUGGGGGUGCCUCCGCCACCCCCUCCCCCACCGGACUACAUGCUGACCCCCAGCCUGCACGCACCUGAGCCUAAGGGCCUGGCCUCUGGUCCACCCACUGGGCCACUGGGCGACUUUGGAGCCUCAGCACUGCCCAUGGCCAUGCCCAGCACCCAUGGGCCACUGGCCGGCUACCUCUACCCUGCCUUCCCUGGCCGUGCCAUUAAGUCUGAGUAUCCAGAACCCUACGCCAGUCCCCCGCAGCCUGGGCCGCCCUAUGGCUACCCAGAGCCCUUCUCUGGAGGGCCCAGUGUGCCCGAGCUCAUCCUACAGCUGCUGCAGCUGGAGCCCGAUGAGGACCAGGUGCGGGCACGCAUCGUAGGCUGCCUGCAGGAACCUGCCAAAGGCCGCCCCGACCAGCCAGCACCCUUCGGCCUCCUGUGCAGGAUGGCUGACCAGACCUUCAUCUCCAUCGUGGACUGGGCUCGCAGAUGUAUGGUGUUCAAGGAGCUGGAGGUGGCUGACCAGAUGACACUGCUGCAGAACUGCUGGAGUGAGCUGCUGGUGUUCGACCACAUCUACCGCCAGGUCCAAUACGGCAAGGAGGGCAGCAUCCUGCUGGUCACCGGCCAGGAGGUGGAGCUGACCACAGUGGCUGCCCAGGCGGGCUCCCUGCUCCAUGGCCUGGUGCUGCGGGCGCAAGAGCUGGUGCUACAGCUGCAUGCACUGCAGCUGGACCGCCAGGAGUUUGUGUGCCUCAAGUUCCUCAUCCUCCUCAGCCUCGAUGUGAAGUUCCUGAACAACCACAGCCUGGUGAAGGACGCUCAGGAGAAGGCCAACGCUGCCCUGCUCGACUACACCCUGUGCCACUACCCACACUGCGGGGACAAGUUCCAGCAGUUGCUGCUGUGCCUGGUGGAGGUGCGGGCCCUGAGCAUGCAGGCCAAGGAGUACCUGUACCAUAAGCACCUGGGCAACGAGAUGCCCCGCAACAACCUGCUCAUCGAGAUGCUGCAGGCCAAGCAGACUUGAGCCCGGGCGGGCCGGGGCAGGCGGGCCGGGAGGGCACGGCUACCCGCCGCCUCUGCAGGGCUUAUUCGGUUAGGCCAACCCAGGAGCCCCAUCCCGUAGGCCCCUGACCCUAAGCUCUGGAGCUGUGUGUUUGGGGUGGUGGGUAAGGACGGGCAGGGCCUGGCUGAGAUGGGGUGGCCCUCACCAGCCACUGGCACUUGCCUGCCACUCAGAGUGCCCCAAGGAGGCGGCUGCUACCCACCCCGCCCUCCCCCUGCUCCCAGCUUCUGUCCUGGAGUCUGAAGUGCUGGCUGUCCAGGGAGGAGGUUCGGGAUUCCCUGGUGGGCCUUGAUGUCCCUCAGGUCAGAGGUCAUUCUUUCCCCCUCUGCCAGAAUCAGAGGCAGGGGGAAAGGCGAGCAGGCAUCAACAGGGAUGGCAGGUGGGGGGUCUCCAAAGCUCCCCCAUAGAGGGGAUAUAAGUCCUCUGAUUUGUAAACUAGGGAUAAUGGAGUUUGCUAAGUUGGGUAGAGGCUGCAGGCCCUAGAGGACACUGGGAGACUGGUUGGGACAAAAGACCUCUCCCCUACCCCUCUACCCAUCUGGCUUCUGCAGGGGAGUCUCUGACCCAUUACUGGAAAAGGAUUUUGUUACAGUUAACCCUCUGACCUUCUUCUGCCAACCCAGGAAGAGUUGGGUAUAGUCAACAGACCAGUCCUGCCCACACCUGGCCAGCCCAGGCUGGUACUAACCUGCAAGGGUGUAGUUAAGAGGGUUUUUCUGUUUUGUUUUUUCCUUCUUUGCUUCUCAAUCUCUUAGACAUUGCUUGAAAGGUGUGUGUGCUGGAAGGCAGGGGACAGAUGUGGGGACUGAGCUAGGUAUGGGAUCAGCACCAAGUACCGCCCAGGCCUUCUCCCUAGACACUUUCCACCAAGACCCAGUGGUGCUGGGUUGUCCUGAGCCCCACCACAAUACAGAGAAGAGAUGUUGCUUGCCCUCCAGCCCACUAGGUGAGCAGAGGCACUGUGUGGCUCGGGGUCUCUGUGGGUGGGAGUCUAGGUGAAGGUGGAAGGGCACCUGGGUCUUUGGAUCAGGGCCAAUGCCAGCGAGCCCUUUCCUUGUGGCCUCACUGCAGCCCUUGAAGCUGGGCCUCAGCUGCCUGGACUCCUACCUUGCCUCCCAAAGGAUUCUCUCCAGGGCCAGGAGCUAGGGAGAGGCCUCAUCUGUCCUCUGUCCCAGGCUAGACACCCACUGUCUGUCCUGCUUUCGUGUCGCCAUUUGAGCUUGCGCUGAGCCUGCCCGGUCAGACAAGGCUGGAUGUUUCCCCACCCGCUGCCUUCUGCUGCCCUGUCUCAGUCCCAUUCUGCCCCUGAAACGUGUGCCCCUGCCAAGGCCGGAGACCCACAGCCCCAAAACAAGAAGUGCCCUUACGACCCCGCCCCUGCCCGGCAGCCUUGGAAUAAAUUUUGCCAUUAGUUUCCAGCCA
This is a messenger RNA of Ictidomys tridecemlineatus (thirteen-lined ground squirrel), 3851 nucleotides long. RefSeq names its product nuclear receptor subfamily 5 group A member 1 (gene Nr5a1). Gene Ontology annotation, cellular component: RNA polymerase II transcription regulator complex. Gene Ontology annotation, biological process: tissue development; hormone-mediated signaling pathway; regulation of transcription by RNA polymerase II. Gene Ontology annotation, molecular function: zinc ion binding; RNA polymerase II cis-regulatory region sequence-specific DNA binding; nuclear receptor activity. The record is from RefSeq and is a predicted model, not a curated record. Lineage: Eukaryota; Metazoa; Chordata; Mammalia; Rodentia; Sciuridae.